AUGACUACAUUUACCCCUACCUCGUUAUCAGAUUCUUGUUUCAAAUCUAUGGCUCUUCCUUCCCCAAUGGACAACAAUGAUCUUAUUCAACAAGUUUAUCAACCAAUCCCUCCAAGUUUAAUGACUCCAUUGGAUGAUUGGUGUCAUUCUGAUAUGUUUGAGUCAUUAGUUGAACCUUCUGUUGAUACUACUUCUUUGGUACAAGAUGCUUUCUUAACUUCACCUUGUUCUUCCAAGGAUUACUUGUGGAUGCCUUCUUCUCCUCCUCAAGAUUUGUUUAGUGCUCUUUCUACUACUACUACUGUCUCAAACAAGAUGAAUGCUCCAUUAGAUGAUUUGAUUGAUACUCUCGUUGUGCCUAAUACUUCUCUUGAUUUAUUAUCAUCUCCUGAUCAAUCAUCAUCCUCUGUUGACAAGACAUCCAACUCCUCUUCUCCUUCUGUUGGUUAUUCUCCAUCUUCAACAACCAGUCCUCCUUUAGAAAUGAUCAUGACUUUGGAUUCUCCUUUGACAACUGAUAUCAAGAAAAACAAGAAGAAGAAUAAGAAGGAUGGAUCAACAGGAAAGGUACUUCCUCCACCAGCGGCUCAAGCAGUGGCAAGUCAUAUCACUAGUGCUUCUACUCCUACUUUUGCUUUGAAACAAACACCCAAGAAGCGAUCAUCCAAUAAUACAAGUGAUUUAUCUGGUCAACAAGAACAACCUAUCUCUUCAGAAUUGGCAUUGAAACGACAAAAGAAUACGGAUGCGGCAAGACGAUCUCGAUUACGGAAAUUACAAAAGAUGGAAACCAUGGCUUCACGUGUCUCUGAAUUAGAAGCGGUACAUCAACAACUUUUGAUCCGUUUAUCGGCUUUGGAAUCUAAUAACAGUCAUCUUUUGCAAAAGGAAGUGGGUUAUUUAACUCGGAUUCAACAAUUGGAGGCUGAUUUGACUCUGGCUCAAGAACAACUCAAGCAUUCCUAG
Halteromyces radiatus is the source of this 966-nucleotide messenger RNA. RefSeq lists its product as uncharacterized. NCBI's taxonomy places the organism in Eukaryota, Fungi, Mucoromycota, Mucoromycetes, Mucorales, Cunninghamellaceae. The coding region runs from base 1 to 966 and encodes 321 amino acids. The record is from RefSeq and is a predicted model, not a curated record. The transcript has a single exon. Gene Ontology annotation, biological process: regulation of DNA-templated transcription. Gene Ontology annotation, molecular function: DNA-binding transcription factor activity.